AUGGUCGAGAAGCACCGACAUCAUCAACCACUCCGUGUUCUCAUCAUCAUCAUCUCCCACAAAAAUGCCCACUGGGAGCAAUCGAUGUCUGCUCCGGAGGAAAUUCUCCUCCCUUUGGCCUAUCGCGUCCUCCAAGAGUCCCAUCUCAUCCAGGACCCACCCAGCAACCGCAACAGCAAUUGCAACCAGCCCCGGCCCAAGAUGACCCUCCUCGCCAAGCGGAGAUGGCAAACGCACAUCUUCCUAGUCCUGGACAUCUCGAAUCCUGCAUACGACCCCGUCACGGGCCAUUUACCGGAGCACAACAAUCUCCCCGUCGCAUUUGUCCGGCUCGGUCAGGAAACGGUCCACGCGUAUGCGGCUAACCGCCCCGCGCAAAACAAGGUGAAUCAAGACGUCGCGCGAGCGCACAACGACAACGGUAUAGGUAACUUCCCGCCCUUCGUUACUGAUUAUACAUCCGGAUCGCCAUUAUAUACCAAUCCGCGCGACCCGUCGCUGCUUGACUGGCUGGGCUGGGCUUAG
This is a messenger RNA of Aspergillus affinis, 525 nucleotides long. RefSeq lists its product as uncharacterized. Bases 1 to 525 code for a protein of 174 amino acids. The record is from RefSeq and is a predicted model, not a curated record. Lineage: Eukaryota; Fungi; Ascomycota; Eurotiomycetes; Eurotiales; Aspergillaceae. The transcript has a single exon.